Arabidopsis thaliana (thale cress) is the source of this 1502-nucleotide messenger RNA. Its product is annotated as Ankyrin repeat family protein. The coding region runs from base 98 to 655 and encodes 185 amino acids. The transcript has a single exon. Lineage: Eukaryota; Viridiplantae; Streptophyta; Magnoliopsida; Brassicales; Brassicaceae. The record is from RefSeq and is marked reviewed.
GACUUGAGACUUGAGAGUUGAGACAUAUAUCAAUAAACCCUCAAAAUGAUUGGAACUUAGACCAUACACACAUAUUCAUUUCUAUCUCUCACAGAAAAUGAAUCUAUACGGAUCAUAUCUAGACGACAUUGCAGACCAGAUACCGGUCGACAGGAGUCGGAGUCAGAUGAUCAGAAAGUACUUAGGUAAACAACGGAAAAAUUUAGAUUUGAUAGAUGAAGUCGUAGAGGCCAGACUUAUACGUCAGUUGGAAGCCAAUCAAUCGAUUUUGGAGAAAACAGACAAGCAUAAAUACGACUACGAGGAAUAUGCGACGAUUUUGCAUAGGGAAGAGUACGAGGAAUAUGCGACGAAGAUAAUCGACCUCUGCCCUUCACUCGUUAGAGUUGCUAACGUCGACGGAAACACUCCUCUUCAUUUAGCUGCCGAAAUUGGAAACGAAUUUAUCCUCUGGAAAAUGUUGAGGUGUGGAGAAGCAGACUGCAGGAAGAUUAAUAAGCAAGGACAAACAGCAUUCAUAUUAGCAUGCCUCAACAAUCACGUCGCUGUUGCACUUACCCUCCUACAAUAUAUGCGGUCUAUGACGAUGGUGGAACUUGAUGCAGCCUUUUCAAGACAUCAACCAGGUUUGAAAUUAUCAUCGCAUAAGUUAUAGAACAUGUUUUUAUUUUAGCAAAAAAAUAUUAUCCUACCAUAUUAUUUGGGAAAUACAUUUUAAAAGUAACCUUAAUUUUUGUAAUUAAUUACAUGACAAUGUUAUUAGAAAAAUUUAAUCAAAAACAAAAUCCUUUAAUGAUGUCAUUAAUGUUACCAAAAUCAUUUAACGACAAUAUUCAUUUCUUAAUUAUAAGGUUUAUUGGAUCUAAAGACGGGUCAUCAAAGAUUUCCUAAACUGAAUCAAAAUAUACUGAAUAUUCAAAUAUCUAUCUGUUACCAAAUUAUAAACAAAUAAGUUCGUAAAACAAUUUAAUAUUUUAUAUACGAAAUCAAUUAAAUCUUAAUCACAAAAAAUUAGCACAAAAAAAAGUAUUCAACAAUUAAAAAAUUAUCAAAUCUCUGUGUGUUAUAUAAGUUUUGAUACUAUAUUCGAAUAAAGUGUAAUAUACCUUUUUAAUUUGUAUUCUUUAACUAAUUUAAGCUAACUAAUAUAUUUGUUAAUCUUAUACCUAUCAAAACCGACUAUCGUUUCUUAUCUUUAUAGUAUUUCUGCAAGACUUUUUUGGUGUAUUUGGGUAAAAGUGCAUUCGGGUCAUAUGAUACAUUCCCCUAUUAAAUAAAUAUGGUGCACUCCUAUGUUAUUAGCUAAAAUGUUUAGAUUAUAAUUCAGAAUCAUAUCAUAAAUAAAAUUAAUAUUAAUAAACUAAAUGACUUUUUGGCAAGACGGAUUUGGAGAUACGGGUUUUUGAAUCAACAUUAAUAAAAAAGUAAUAUAUAAUUAAUCCAACGUUUCAAUACGGGUUAAAUCUUUAAUUUAUUAUUUUUUAAGACCACUAAUAUUAAAC